Molecule: messenger RNA, 1103 nt
Organism: Dicrocoelium dendriticum
Lineage: Eukaryota; Metazoa; Platyhelminthes; Trematoda; Plagiorchiida; Dicrocoeliidae
Source: the annotation of a GenBank genome assembly
GCCACUGACGUCGUUUCGUAGUAUGCAUCUGAAACAAGGUGACCCGAAGCCAGCCAUUGACCCUUCGCGUUUCACUUUGAUUGGUCAUCGUUUCUGUCCAUAUGUGGAACGAGUGCGAUUGACCUUGCAUUACCACCACAUUGACUUUGACUCAAUAUUCAUCGCUCUAAACUCAAAGCCCGAUUGGUUUUUGGACAUGUAUCCGACCGGUAAAGUGCCCCUUUUGCUGACUACGGAUGGCAAGUCUCUGGUUGAGUCUGAUGUGAUUAUGCGUUAUGUGGACCAACUGCGUGGACCAGCCGCUUCGUUGAUGUCAAUUUGUGGCGAAGAGCAAUUCUCCGAAGCUCUGGAUCUAUGUUCUAAGCUUGGUGCUCCUUCCUAUCGAAUCGCAUUUGGCCGUGCGGUAGACUCUGAUGAACACGACUAUCGACAGGCUCUUCACGCGCUGAACGAUCGCAUCAAAGGACCUUAUUUCAUGGGACCGGAACUUUCGCUCGCUGAUUUGGUUCUUCUCCCUCACCUCAAUCGUGUGGAAACUACGUUGGCUUUUGCUGCUGGACUAGAACCAAGUAAAGUAACAGAUUUCGAGCGAGACGACGCUAGACUUGCCGACUAUCCUAAACUGUUGGCAUACAUUUUGAACUUACGACAGCAAUCGUUCGUGUCGGAGGUUCGCGAACCGAGUCAAGUGUUGGCCAAGUUCGGCGCUACAAUCCGCGCUGGCAAUCCAAACCCCGAUCUUUAAUUUCCUACAUUAUGUUUUGGCUUUGCACUUAAUUUGCUUACUCUUUUAUAACUGCGCUUUUUGAUUUUCGUGUUUGCAUUCUGUUUCUAUGAGUUUUGAAUGUAGACUGUAUUCCGCAGGUGCUUUUGUGAUUGUGAGCAAAUCCUCCAAUUCAUAACCUCAAUUUUCGUUGAUUUCCCCACAUUAAAACGAUUGGCAAUUAUGUGACUGCAUCCGAAUCUGUUCUGUUAUUUACCAGGUCGAUUUUUUGAUGUUAUGUUAUUGUUUGACUUACCAUGAAAACUGGCUGUUGUAAUGUGGCCGUAAGCUCAACUGAGAAACGUCUCUACUAAGUCCUUGAUCAUAAAUCUGAACGUAG